AUGACUUUUACCAACCUUACGCUCCUACUGGAGGCCGUCGCUCAAGAGGGCAGCGGGCAUGUCAUCUGCUAUCCGCCUCAAAGCACCACCGAGCCUAAAUCGUACUCCUAUCGCCAGUUGCUUGAGGAUGCUCAGAGAGCUUCAAGGGCAUUGCGCUACCAACCAGAAGAUUUUCGUCGAGGCCGAGUGGUUCUUAUCCAUGUAGACCCUCACUGGGAAAACAUUGUCUGGUUCUGGGCUGUCACGCUGGCUGGCUGUAUCCCGGCCAUGUCCACGUCGCUAUCCAACAACUCGGCGGCACGUAUAUGGCAUCUGGAAAAUCUGGCUACUACGUUCAAAAAUCCUUCUUGCCUAACCACAGCGGCUAAGCUGUCCGAAUUCGGAGGACAAGACGCUAAGACUCCCAUUGCUCUCGAGUCUCUGAACAUGAACCGCGCCCCAAAUGCAGAGCUCGACAACGUCUAUCGCGGCGCCAUGCCAGGAGAUAUCGCCGUCCUGAUGUUGACAUCUGGUAGCACCAGUCAUGCUAAAGCCGUAAUCCUCACUCAUCAGCAGAUUUUCAUGGCGCUGCAGCAAGUAUAA
Molecule: messenger RNA, 582 nt
Organism: Penicillium maclennaniae
Lineage: Eukaryota; Fungi; Ascomycota; Eurotiomycetes; Eurotiales; Aspergillaceae
Exons: 1
Coding region: 1-582 (193 amino acids)
Biological process (GO): secondary metabolic process
Molecular function (GO): CoA-ligase activity
Source: RefSeq, a predicted model, not a curated record